AUGGCCAGCAGUUGGUAUGAUCCAGUUGUGGCGCUGCUCCGUGCACCAUUCGACCUUACCGUAGCUGCAAAUGCCCGGGCCUUCGAUUGGCACGACUACUGCGGGAGUUCCUCCCACGGCUUCGCUUACGGCGACUGCGUGACAACCAUGCAGGCCUGCGGAGAGAUUCCACUAGGCAAAUCCGGCCUGACCAUCAGUGGAGGAAACUUCCUAGGUGACUGCACUGUGCUUUUCGUUGGAAUCGACACAGUUGAGUACCACGGAAUGUGCGGUGCUGGCAGCCUUAUCCGCAGUGACGCGCCCUGCCGUCCUCACGACUUCAUCUUUCAGGAGCUCGGCUGCCAGCUGUCGCUUGGAGCUUUUUGGGUCAUCCAAGCGGCUUUGAUGGUUUUCCUCUUCUGGCAGUACUUCCGGCCACAAGGCAAUGGCCCACCAUCUGACUUCAAGGAGCUGGAAAAAUAUAUCAACUGGUGGAACGACUUCUGGGUUAGCCUCUGCGCAAACCUGUACGCACUCACCAUUCUGACCCAGGGCAUUGAGAACAAGGUGCUGUCUCAGAUUGUUGGCUUCGCAGCGGGCAUGGGUCUCGAUCUUGCGAUGUACAUGCUGCCGGUGGCUGCCGUCCAGAAGCUAAUCCGGAAGCUGGGCUGUCCAGAAUUCCUUGGUGGCUGUGCGGCCACUGGGCUCGGGCUCUACUGGGGAAGCUGCGGGCUACUCCAGGCCUUCUCAGCAAGUGGUGUUGCAGUUGCUGGCCAGCAUGCCCUUGCGAAUGCCGCGGUACAGUUCCUGCUGAACGGGCUCAGCAAAGAGGCCGUGGUCAAGCUGCUUCUUGGAAACUCAGAUGUGAACCCUCCGCCGCCUGGCCGUAGGUACGGCCCUUUAUGA
This is a messenger RNA of Symbiodinium natans, 885 nucleotides long. The record is from the annotation of a GenBank genome assembly. Lineage: Eukaryota; Dinophyceae; Suessiales; Symbiodiniaceae.